Perca flavescens (yellow perch) is the source of this 2965-nucleotide messenger RNA. It is a transcript of the gene b3gnt5b, whose product is annotated as UDP-GlcNAc:betaGal beta-1,3-N-acetylglucosaminyltransferase 5b. The transcript has 3 exons. Lineage: Eukaryota; Metazoa; Chordata; Actinopteri; Perciformes; Percidae. The coding region runs from base 735 to 1898 and encodes 387 amino acids. Gene Ontology annotation, molecular function: N-acetyllactosaminide beta-1,3-N-acetylglucosaminyltransferase activity. Gene Ontology annotation, cellular component: Golgi membrane. The record is from RefSeq and is a predicted model, not a curated record. Gene Ontology annotation, biological process: protein O-linked glycosylation.
AUCUGAUCUAUAAGGAUGAUCUAACCGGACAGACCUGAUGGCCAGCUGUCUAAUGAGGUGUCGCCCAUGCAGAGCAUAAAGAUGAGACAUAGAGGGCAGGCCUUCCUUUCAUCAUUUUCUGAACCGCUCUCUACAAGCAAUACCCAUCCACAAAGACUGCAGACCACCCCCACACUGAGAGGAAAAGGAAGGUGGGAGGGGAUUGAGAAGAACCACGGAAACCAGCACAUAAGUAAUUUACAGUCUACAGAGAGGGCAAAGGGAGGAUCAGAAAAAAGGAUUGGUGGCUGCUUCUGACAAGCUUUUCACCUCCUGUCAUUUUAAGGAAAAGUGAACUUAAAGCAGAGAGGAGGAUCUGUGCAGCAGGGAAAAAGACUCAAGAAAGGAGACUGUUGCUUGGAUUCACACACAUAGUUUCCUUUUUUCCCGGACGACUUCACGGGUGAAAGAUGAAUCUUCAGCUGUUGGGUGACUGUGUGAGUGAUUCUGCUGCGAUGGAGGACUUUUCCCAGCAGACCCAGUGACUCCCACCGCUGCCUUUGCCUCCUGCUAAAUGUGGAAAGCCUAGGAUGGAAGACCCACCAAGUGCUGCUCUGAGGCACUGGAACAACACUCUCAACCUCCACAACCUCAACCAUCUUGCCUCCUCCUUCGCACACACUUGCACAACCAGCUGCUUCGCCGCCAUCCCCACCCAGACAGGGGCCACCGUCUCCGGGUGACAAGAUUCCAGGAUGUUUGUAAAUUUCCGCCGGAUACGAAAAUGCCAGUGUGUGCAGCUGAUGACCACCUGCCUGGUGCUGUCAGUGGUGAUGGUUUGCUGGGAGCAGCUGGACAACAGCGUCAUCAGCCACGUGAAGUCCUACUCCUACCGCUACCUGGUCAACAGCUUCACCUACAUUAACAGGAGCCUUACUAUCUCACAUGAGCAGGCCAGAAGCUUCAGCAACUUCAGCUACCUGCUGGACCACCCGGAUAAGUGCGUCGGCAAAGACGUCCUCCUCCUCCUCUUUGUCAAAACAUCCCCAGAGAACAUUAAGAGGCGAAAGGCCAUCCGAUCCACCUGGGGGAAUGAGACCUACAUCCAAAACACCCUGGGAGUGACAGUCAAGGUGGUGUUCGCCUUAGGAGUGCCUCGGACCAAGAAGGAGGAGCCCUCAUGGAGCAAGAAGAGCGGUGUUGGUUUUCAGCAGCAGCUCAUCCACGAGGACCGUCUCCACGGUGAUUUGAUCCAACAAGACUUUUUAGACUCCUUCCACAACCUGACCCUGAAGCUGAUCCUGCAAUUCCACUGGAUGCACAGCCGCUGCGCACAUGCCCGCUUCCUCAUGACCGCUGACGACGACAUCUUCGUCCACAUGCCCAACCUGGUGAGCUACCUGCAGGACAUGAGCAGCAGAGGCGUCGCAGACUUUUGGGUUGGUCGAGUGCACAAAGGGGCGCCGCCAAUCCGCAGCAAAGACAGCAAGUACUAUGUGCCCUAUGAGAUGUACCAGUGGUUGUCGUACCCUGACUACACAGCUGGGGCCGGGUAUGUCGUUUCCAGGGACGUGGCUGACAAAAUAUACCAAGCCACGCUGACCCUGAACGCCUCUCUUUACAUAGACGAUGUGUUCAUGGGCAUCUGUGCCAAUGCCGCCGGUGUGUCACCCCAGGAGCACGUCUAUUUCUCAGGUGAGGGCAAAGCACCCUACCACCAGUGUAUCUACGACCAGAUGAUGACCUCACACGGUCACGUGGAGGAUAUCUAUGACCUGUGGAAGGCAGCGACCCACCCGCAGGUGAAGCAGAAGACUUCUGGACUCUUAGGGAGGCUGUACUGCACAGCUGUGAAAAUGUCUCUCCUUUGUAAACCAUACUAUUUCAACACCUACCCUUGCAAAGCAGCCUUUUUGUAGGGGAAAGUGAGAUUUGUGUGCGUGUGACAGAGAGAGCGAGGGAGUGUGUCAUGGUCAUAGUGAAAGGAAGAUCAUCGCUGCGAAUAUUACCUCAGUCCUUUCAGUCUUGACACCCGUGUCAAAGCACUGGAGUGUAUGUUCUGUUUCCAGAGGCAAAGAGACCAGAGGAUUCAUGUUUGUCGUCAAUGACAGCUAGUCUUGGUGGUUUAAUAAGUUAAUAACAGUGGCUUUGCAUUGACCGCAGAAUGUGUUCCAAAAUAAGUCCUUAAAAAUAUGCUGUUUACAUGUUGUCCCUGCACAAACUCACCGGGCUCACUAAUGGGAUUUUAAUUAACUGAUUUAUUUUCCAUCUUAGACAUUUUAUCAAGAGAGUACUUCUUCUUUGCCUUGGACUUUAUUCCCUCUACUGUGACACACAAAAGGGUUGCCAAAACAUUGAAAAACAACAGAACAUUUUCUUAACACAAGGUUCACCUCUCCCACUGGCGUUUACGUGUUUCAUUACCUUAAUAGAGACAGAGUGCAUUUAAGUCCCACCCACGCCAGAGGGGGAAAACAAUGUAAAGGUCAACUGUCAAUUCCAUCUGCUAACACACAGCAGAAAAAUGCCUAAAACCUGCUGCGUGAUUGGUUGCACUAACAACAGGGUAAAGAACCAAGAACUAAAUUUGUAUGAGCUGCCAAACCCCAAAAAAAAAAAAAAGGUUUCAACAAGAAAAGAGAUCAGAAAACAUAUCAGUUGUCAGUUUUGGCUAACUAUAUUUCUGUAAAUUAGAAUAAAGCAUUUUGACAGUAUGCAACUUGUGUUAUAGUCGAAUGUGGAUAAAUCAGAAAGCCAUGCACGAGGAGAGACAUUUUUUUUUUUUAUCCCGUUUGAGCCAUGAAUUACACAUAUGAUGUACGUUACCUUGCUUGCUGCUCAGCUUGCUCGCAAACUAGCUAGCUUAGCUAUGUUCACACAACACACCCAUAGACAGUUAAUGGAAGAAAUGGACUAACAGAUCCCGUUGCUCUGGACGGAGACCAGUGAAGGAUAUUAGAAGCACUUUUCAGGUGAGGGCUGAGCG